Molecule: messenger RNA, 3548 nt
Organism: Anguilla anguilla (European eel)
Lineage: Eukaryota; Metazoa; Chordata; Actinopteri; Anguilliformes; Anguillidae
Gene: zmynd10
Product: zinc finger, MYND-type containing 10
Exons: 12
Coding region: 181-1551 (456 amino acids)
Biological process (GO): outer dynein arm assembly; inner dynein arm assembly; motile cilium assembly
Cellular component (GO): cytoplasm; centriolar satellite
Source: RefSeq, a predicted model, not a curated record
GUACAGCACAAUUGUGGUUGAGAACUUCUAGUGAAAUGCCUGGCAGCGGGUUUACACGUGCGUCUGUUGUUAGUUGUAACCAUAACGACAGCGUUGUAUUGAAUGAGAGACUGAAGAGUUGGGGCAUAUUGCUUGUGUUGGGUUUUUAAUCCUUAAAUUUGAUAGGAUUUUUUUUUAGUAAUGGAGACGUCAUCCUUUCAGCAAGUACUUUUUCCUGGAGAAGCGGAAGGAUAUAUACAAAAUUUGGAAAUAUUUCAGCUAAAGGACAUUGGUUGUCCAAGGUGGUUCAAGCAGCACGAAUACAUCGAAAAGCUUAACAUGCAGGCGAUUCUUAAUGCUACGGGAAGCCAGGAUGAGUUCGUGAAGGAGUUACUUGUGUCAUUGGGAAAGAUCCCUACAUUGGUCCAUGAGAUGAUCUUAGUGGAGGUUUGGAAAGUGAAGAUUUUUCCUAUUCUGUAUCAGCUGCAGGAUUUCAACCCGCAAAGCACAUUUCCUUUGUAUAUGGUGAUUCAUCAUGAAGCUACCAUUAUCAACCUGUUAGAGACAGUCAUGUUUCACCGGGAGUCCUGCGAGGCUGCAGAGGACUCUGUCUUGGACCUGGUGGAUUACUGUCACCGUAAGCUGACCCUGCUGGCUGGCCGCUCUGAGAGGGAGGAUCCCACAACUGAGGGCAGGCUGACCCACACAGUGGAUGUAAAUUCCUCCUCCAUACAGGAACUAAAGAAGCAGAGUGAGGCCUUAGAGUUUGAGAUCUCCCUGAAGGCACUUUCAGUUCUCCGGUACAUCACUGAUCACACAGACAGUGUGAGUCUGAGUGCCCUCACCAGACUGCUCUGCACCCAUAAUCUACCCUGUGUCCUGGUCCAGCUGGUUGAGCACUGCCCUUGGUCUCGCUUCUCCAAAGGUCAGCUGGAAAAGUACAUAGAUGGGAAGUGGCAGCAAAUUCCCAGGGAAGACCAGGUAAAGAUGACUAAACUGGAUGGCCAGGUGUGGAUCGCUCUGCUCAACCUGCUGCUAAAGCCAGAAUGCCAGAGGAAAUAUGAUUUCAACAACUUCAACAAAAGCCAGCUCUUAAAGUUGCGAGCUUUCCUGACAGAGGUAUUGAUUGACCAGCUGCCAAACCUGGGUGAGUUACAACGCUUCCUAAGUCACCUGGCAGUCACGGACCCAGCACCCCCAAAAAAGGACCUGAUCCUGGAGCAGAUUCCAGAGAUGUGGAACAAUAUAAUGAAGGACAAUUCAGGGAAGUGGAAGGCUGUUGCCAAGUACCAGGUGAAGCAGGCUUUUAGUCCCUCAGAAAGUGACCUGAGGCAGCAGGCAUGCAGGCUGGCCCAGACCUACAAUCUGGAUGUGAUUGAGAGCUUUAUACCCGAGAAGCCCAAGUGUGGCUCGUGUGGCUCUGAGGCCAGCAAGCGCUGCUCACGCUGCCAGGGAGAGUGGUACUGCCGCAGGGAAUGCCAGGUGAAGCACUGGCCGAAACACAAGAAAGCUUGCCAACUGAUGGUGGAUGCCACAGAGAAACUCCAGAGGGACUUAAACAUCAAAGCUUAGCUUUUGGUUUUAGACAACGGACUGAGGAAUGUUUACCAGAAUAGCAGAGUUCUCUGUUUUAUUCUUUUCACCCACGUUGUGUAAAAAGAUAAGUUGUUAAUCUCUAAGAUGACAUCAUUGGCUUGACACAUGUAUGAAGGCUAUCUUGUAAACCAAGCAUGUCGAUAAAGAUAAAUAACAUUGGAUGGUUAUGUCAGUGACAGAAACUUGGUCUGAAGUUAUAGGUUUUAUCUGCAUGUUGAAAGUCAUAGAUUGACAGUCCUGUGCUUACUUGUAAGAAAACAAGUGGGUUUUCCUCAAACUGAAAUCACAGAAUAGCGAUUGUAAUUAUUUCGUUUUGCAGGAGUUUGUAAAAUUGAUAAUUUACUCUGUUCCUAAAUUUUUUUUUUUUUUUGUAAGUUUUGUACUGUUUGGUACCCAUUAGCUGUAACAUAAUUCUAAAUUGUUUGGAACACAGGAUUCUGUUUCUUCUGUGAUCUCUGGCUUAAUACAGACAGACAGGAGAUUACUCAGAUCCUUAAUGCGCUCCCAGUGAACUCCCCGGAUCUCCUGAUGACGAUGUAAAUGCUUCCCUUCUUGUUGGGGAAAUGUUUCCUUUAGAAGGCACAUCUCCAGUCUCUUAAAAUGCAUAACAACGUGUCUUCUACGUUAAAUAAAUAAAUAAAUAAAUAAAUAAAUAAAUAAAUCAAUCAAUAAAUAAAUAAAUAAAUAAAUAAAUAAAUAUCUCACGGAAGCUAAUAACAUUCGAACCCAUGCCACAAAAAAAUAAAUAAAUAAAAAAUUAAAAUUCUGUACUGAAAUGAAACAGCACAGUACAUAGCAGAUGUACAUUAACCGCAGCCAUGAAAAAAGUAGGGGACCGUAGUUCCACUGCAGCUUCAUCCUGUGGAGACAAAUAAAUCGCCACGUCUUCAUACAGACUUGCUCUCGGUCUGUUAAAAUGUUUAGUCAUACUUCUCAUUUUGUUAAUGAACUACCUCGUUACGCAUAUGUGCAGGUGUCCCAUCUCUUUCAUGGUAUUAUACGUAGCCUGUAGUGUUUAAAAUUGUAACUCACUAACUGCCAAAAUCUGCGUUAAAUGGUUUCAUUAAAUGUUUAGUUUACUUGUAAGAAUGUUAUGUAGGCUAACCGUGCGACUUGACUUUGCCAGUAGGCUAAGGACCAAAAUCAGUGGUAGAGCAUUAAUGCUGAACAAUUUCAUUAGUUGUUCCACUGAUGUAGUUUACUGUAUGGGGGUCACAUAUUUACAUUUUAAUCUAGCCUAUCUCUCUUUAAAAUAAUGAACCGUAUCACAUGUUUUGGCAUGAUGCGCGUUUUUGGCAAGCGAUGCUAAUGUAGCUGCAGCCCAUUAAUAGUUAACUGCGGGCUUCUUCGCCUAUUGCCCACCCCCAAGCAUUUCUCAAGAUACAGGACUCGCAGUUUGAAGGAAAACCAGUUGAAAAAUGUGUGCAGUACCUUGCAGCUACUGUUUUUGUUUUUCUUUAUUUGCAUACAUAUUUACUAAUUCGGGUUUUCAGCGCUUUUCUAGGUCAGAAAGUUCAGCUUUUCCGUUGUGUUGAAAGACAUUUGUACUGUCACACCACUCCUCAAUCAAUUCUGUGGGAACUUACGCAAAAUGCCUAUGCAAAGGAGAGCUUCGGAUGGAAGCUGCGUCGGCUCUGCUAGUGAAUUUUUUACUAGGGGAUGUCCAAGAUAUGUUCUUCUGUGGAAGUUUUGAACGUUUUCCGUAAUCAGUCGGGUAAACGUUGCCUACGUCAUGUAGCUAUACUUCAACCACCCAAGACUUUUAGUUUCGAAAAGUGAUUGUGGCUGUAGCCUACUGAAUCUACAAGCGAGAUUGUCUCUGUUCCGUCCUGAAGGAGGGAUUAUCUAUCAAACGUUUUCGGUUGUUGUAGCUGUGACAGUCGUGCGUUACAAGCCAACAGACGAGGCCACCAGCCACACUGUACUGUAAUUCAACGUUUACAACUUCAAAGAUGUAAAAAAAAAAAAAAAAA